CUCUCUGGCCAGCGUGGCUGGCCGCGCGACGCUGGCGCGCGCGCAUCGAUUGAGGCACUGCACGCGAGCAGUAGCAUUGGUCAACGAACGAAGCUUGCGGGCUGCCCCGGGCGCGACAUCAGUAAUGGGGCCACCAAACAGCCAGCCAUCAGCGGAGCAGCCCAAGCGGCCGGCCGCUGCGCUGGGCGCACAGAUCGCCGUCGAGACGCUGCCGACGCCCGCUGCACCACUCGAGACGCUGCCGACGCCCGCUUCACCGCCGCGCGUCCCGAAGAACGCUACAGCGACGCGACCGAACGCAACGGUGACGACGCGCCCCGCGAGCGGUGACAUCCAGGGCUCGAUGGAGAGCGCCGGCGCCCAGCAGGCGCAGCGGUCCGCGGCCAGCGCGGGCCUCGCGUCCGCAUUACCUUGGGGUCUUGCCUCCACGGGCGCCGUCGCCGCGGGCUGCAAGUUCUCGCCGGCGUUCGCGAAGGCGACGUCGCCGUCGGCGCGCGUCGCGCUCGCGAUCAGCCCGCCGCUCUUCGCGUUCUUUUUAGCUGGUGAUCUGCGGGUACAUCAUGACGCCAAGAGCCGCGGCGACGUUGCGACGGCGCGGUCCGGCGCGACGUGGCCGCUGCGCCUGGCGAACGCCUUCUACAAUCACACUUUGAUAGCGUUCGGCAUGGUCAUCACGCCCAUGUACGGCGCGAUCCUGCACAGUGAGCUCUCGAAACCCAGGUACGAGGGCUGGCGCCUCUCGCACGCGGUCAUCCACACGCGUGUUUAUGGUCAAGCAGCCGCUGUGGGUAGUUUGGUGCUGGUCUUCGGCUUCAAGGAUAUCUUAAGGCAGAGCGGCGCGCCGUUCAAGGUUGAAUAACGAUGUUUUUAUGUGCAACGGGGAAGGGCUC
Molecule: messenger RNA, 890 nt
Organism: Pelagomonas calceolata
Lineage: Eukaryota; Pelagophyceae; Pelagomonadales; Pelagomonadaceae
Source: the annotation of a GenBank genome assembly